Yamadazyma jaroonii is the source of this 1611-nucleotide messenger RNA. NCBI's taxonomy places the organism in Eukaryota, Fungi, Ascomycota, Pichiomycetes, Serinales, Debaryomycetaceae. The record is from the annotation of a GenBank genome assembly.
AUGUCAAAACCAACUAAAGUAGAAUCAAUCUCUUCAAAGGAAGGUAGUAUUACUAGUCCUUUGAGAUAUACAUCAAUUCAAGAUAUCCCUAAAGGUGUUGAUAAAUUAGUAGCAUCAUAUCAUGAAACCCAUAAAAUGGAUUCUAUUCAAUAUAGAUUGAAUCAAAUUCGUAAUGUUUAUUUUGCUAUUAAAGAUAAUGCUGAUUUGAUUUGUGAAGCUUUAGAGAAAGAUUUCUAUAGAUCACCUUCUGAAACUAAAAGUUUGGAAUUGGGUCCUUUAUUGAAUGAAAUUAUUCAUACUAUGGGAUCAAUCUAUAAAUGGUCAAAACCUGAACCUGUUAGUGAUAAAACAAUUAAUGUAGCAACUCAACCAGUUUAUAUUGAAAGAAUUCCAUUGGGUGUAGUUUUGGUAAUUUCACCAUUCAAUUAUCCAUUAUUAUUAUCAGUUUCAGCUGUUGUUGGUGCAUUAUCAGGAGGUAAUCAUGUUGUUUUAAAACAAUCCGAAUCAACUCCUCAUUUCACUCAAUUAUUGAGUGAUUUAUUAACUGAUGCUUUAGAUAACGAUGUUUUCUUUGCUGUUAAUGGUGCUAUUCCUGAAACCACUGAAUUAUUAAAUCAAAAAUUUGAUAAAAUCAUGUAUACUGGUAAUGGUAUGGUAGGAACUAUUAUUGCUAAGAAAGCUGCCGAAACUUUAACCCCAGUUAUUUUAGAAUUAGGAGGAAAAUCUCCAGGAUUUGUGUUUGACAUUAAUAAGAAAGAUCUUCCUACUUUAGCUAAGAGAAUUUUAUGGGGGAAAUUUACUAAUGCUGGUCAAACUUGUGUUGCUAUUGAUUAUUUGUUAGUUGAAGAAUCUAUUAAAGGUCCUUUAGUAGAUGAAUUAAUCAAACAAGCUGAAGUGUUCUUCGAAAGCCCUGAUCAUUCUUCAGAUAUAACUCAUAUCAUCCAUGACAGAGCUUAUACUAAUUUGGUGAAAACAAUCAAAUCUACCAAGGGUAAGAUUGUUUCUGGAGGUAAAACUGAUGAUGCUACUAGAUUCAUUGAACCAACUAUCAUUGAUAAUGUUAAGUUUGGUGAUUCAACUAUGAGACAAGAGUUAUUCGGUCCUGUUUUACCAAUCCUUACAUAUUCUGAUUUAGAAUCUACAGUUAAAUCUGUAGUUAAACAACAUGAUACUCCAUUAGCUUUAUACUGUUUCACUAGUGGAAAAGCCAGUAGAUCAACCAAUCCAAAGAUCGAGUAUAUUACUAAACAUAUCAGAUCUGGAGGUGUGGUAAUCAAUGAUACUUUGAUUCAUGUUGCCUUACCUAAUGCACCUUUUGGAGGUGUUGGUAUGUCAGGUUAUGGAUCAUACCAUGGAUAUUUCUCCUACAGAUCUUUUACUCAUGAAAGAACUUUUGUUGAGCAAGCUUUCUGGAAUGAUGCUAUCUUGAAAUCAAGAUAUCCUCCAUAUAAUGAAACCAAAAACACUGUUAUCGCCUCAGCCAUGGUUCCACAUCGUGAAUGGUUUGGAAGAUCCGGUGAUGUUCAACAACCAUCAAUCUUCUUCAAUAUUUGGAAUAGUGUUGCCACUUUAACUAGUAUUGGAUAUACUGCUGUUGUUAAUCGUAUUUAA